GCUGUUCAUGGUUUUCCUCCUCUGCAGACUAGGCUGGUUUCCGAAAGAUCAAGGCAGAGCUGGACAGAUGUGGUCCGCUUCUGAGAUCACUUCACAGCCUCAACUGAGCGCGAUAGGUUAGCAGCUGAAACGGACAUCGCACCAGAUGCCCCAAAGUCGACUGACCUGGAUGUGAAACCGGGAUAAAGCCCGGAUCUCGCUGUAUUUGACAGACCGAAACAACCAUACAAACCGGGAAUGGUCGCAACAGCUGCGGGGUAGCUAGCUAACCGUCAAAAACGGCGUUUCCACCCCCCCUUUUUCCUCAUAAAAUCACACAGUUAUCGUGGAAACAUGGAGGAAUUCGGGAAGAGCAUCUUCGUCCGGAUCAAUUAGUUGUCUUGCCUUGUGAUUAAUGGAUAACAGGAGCAAAGAGGAGCAGGAAACAAUGUUGUUAUUAGCCAGUUAGCUGACCUUAGCUCAGCUAGCCGUUGGUUACCGUUUACUUCAUCAAAUUAGUGGGCUGAGUUAGCCGCGCUAACUCAGCCCACUAAUUUAAAUAGGCACGCAAAAUAUUUCUAUCACAUUUUCUUUCUGCUGUACAACUUUGACACUCGGCGGGGUUUGCUGACAGACAGGUUUGUCAAGUGAAUCACUUCCUUUAGACGUUUACCAUUUCUGCUGUUAACUAAGCUAGCGAGCUAGCUAACCAGCUGUGCCGUUGAGCGCUGAUCCGCUCCAGUCCAGCUUUACUACUGUUCAACUACCAACCAACCAUGGCCCAAGAAGAGUAUCCUCUGCAUUUACUGGUCUGGAAUAAUCAGUACCUGGAGCUUGAUCGAGAGCUGCAGAAGAAAGAGGUAAGGGGCUUGUUGAUGGUUUUUACGGAUGCGCUUGAUAGGUCGCACUGCAUUGCGUUUACACUGCUUGUGGGUUUUUUUUUUUUUUGGUUCUGCAGCAGGAUGUGGAGCGCCUGGAUCCGAGGGGGCGCACCCCGCUGGAGCUGGCUGUGUGUCUCGGCCACCUGGAGUCCACUCGGGUGCUGCUGAGGCACACCGCAGACCCGACACACAGCAACACGCAGGGAUGGAGCAGUGAGUGCUUUAUCUAGGGUCCCAGUAGUAGGGGAGACCGGGGAGUGAAAUUUCUUUUUUUGAUGGAUGGUAGGGGAAGGUCCCGCCCUCCUUCACCUCUGAUUGGCUAGAAGUGCUGGGCUCCGAUUGGUUAUUCCUAAUGGCGGUGAAACAUCAUCGUCUAUUGGGUUAAGGUCCUUUCACACAGGGAGGGUUUUUUUUCACGUGAUUAUUUCGAACAUCAAUUUUUUUUUUCGAAACCUUUAUCCUGUCAAUACAAGCAUUCACAUCAGUGACGUUUUCCCGUCCUGCGAUAUUGCUGCAUUUAUUUUUUCGUAUCACGGUCAAAUUUUCUAAAGUUACACAUACUGUGUGUCCACUUCUGACCAAUCAUAUUUCGUGUUGUUGCGAAGUCAGAUUCACUCCAACAGGGCGGACCGGCUGAUUGUUUACAUGUCGGAGAACAGAGUGCUUUUUUAUAAAAGACACAAAUAUUACAAAGAUAAUGACCUGAAGGGCAAUUUGUGGAGAGUUAUAGCGUCGGAUUUCUCAUAUGACGAUGGUUUGUGUGCUUUAACAGUUUGCCAAACGUCUUUGUUUUAACUUUCAUCUGUGCUAAGUAACUUUAGCUCGUAUGCUUACCUGUUCAGAUACAACAUACCAUAUAUAUUUUUACUGUCUCAAACUCAAUCGCGUUGCUGUCUCAGCAGCAUUAGGUCUCGGUUGUUACCUGACGUUAAUGGAUUAUAGUUUAAUGUGCUUAUCUGGUACUGGCCCCGACUCGGUACAUGCUAUCAUGACAGACAGCCAUCUCAACACUAGUGUCUAAUCAGAACUGAAAACUGUCAGUCUGGUGUUGUGUCAGUCUUCUCGCUUCCACCCGGGAUGCGUCUUUUUUUUCCCCCCCGGGAAGUCGUCGAAUCACAUCGCGCUUGAUGUGUAUAGUCAGGCGCAUCAAAAUUCGCCUCAGGAUAUUUCAUAAUUUCGCGUCGUAUAUUUGCGUUGUUCCCGGUGCGUAAGGACCUUAAGGGUUAGGAGAUUUAGAAGUGAGAUAAUGUCCUGUAACACUCUGUUUGAGGUACAGAGCCAACAGCCCGCGUUCGGCUUGAGCGUGUGACGACAUUUCCAGCUAUUCUAGCCAAUCAGAGGGGAAGAAGGCGGGACUUUCCCUUACCAUCCGAAGGAAAAAAAAAGAUAUCACGACCUGGGAUGGUUGUAGCACGGGUCAAUUGUAACACUUCCAAUUUCUCCAAUCAGGAACAAGUUACAAAGUUACACCUGACUCACUCUGCACAUGCUUAGUUUAGUCCUUGUUCCACAUGUGUACAUGUAAAAAACUUAUUCUGAGGUAAGAAAGUAGUUAUUUAAAUUCAGAUAUUUUUGUGAUAGCAUUGCCCACUUUGUAGUUGAACUCAUUGAACUUAAAUCACCUUUUUUGUGUCUAUGUAGAUAUUUUUCUUAAAAGUUGUUCAUGCCAAAGUUUUAGCUAUGAGCUUUAAAGUAAGCUUGUUCCUGGUGACAAAGGUCUGGGUUAGUUGUAACAACAAUGAAAAAUGUUACAACCUCCCCCAAGCAAACUUUUUGUUAUCUUUAUGUUUUCUUUAAAAUACAGUAUAAGUUUUGGAAGAGACAGACUGACCGGGGGGUACUUCUCAACAUUUAGUUCAGUUUAUUAUAUUCAAAUGUUUAUAUAAGACACACACACACACACUGCUGUUUAGUUGUUGAAGCCACUGCAAACACACACACAGCCUAUUAAUAUUCAGUUGGUGCAUAUUUUCACAUUUUGUUCAGUUGUAUCAUGCUCAGUUGUCAGUCACUUCUAGGACUGGCAGUAACACACACACCAGCUGUGUUAAAUUGUUAAAUAAAAAGCUUCCAAUCAAUACAGUUUAGCUGUUAUCCUGAUUUUUUAAUGUUACAUUUCACCCCAGGGUACGUUACAACUAACCCAGACUAUGAGGUGAAUUGUAACAUUUCACUCCUUGUGUUUGAGACUAAAUUAUGCGUAGUCUGUUUGUGUUGCAGGGGUAACUGCUACAGCCUUUAAUAGCAGACACAUAUACUUAGUUUGUAUCACAGUUUGAAUGCACUGGCUUAAAAGAGCUCUGAGAUACAGACAGAAAUGUCAAAAAUGUUACAACCAUCCCCGAUCUCCCCUAUGUGCUCAGGGUGCUGAGGUGACAAAAGAGUCCACCGUCUUAUUGUGGAUGUAUUUUUCAGUCUUACAGGAGGCGGUGAGCACAGGGGACCCUGAGCUGGUCCAGCUGGUACUUCAGUACAGAGACUUCAAGCGUGCCACUGAGAGACUGGCAGGUAUCCCAGAGCUGCUCAGCAAACUUAGACAGGUAAAACACAAUGUGUUGUUUGAUAACUUUAAGCCUCCAGGCUCAAAAUUCGACUGUUACCCUUUGGGCAACACACCUGAUCCUUUACCAAGCCUUAUACCUUUGGUAAAUAUUUGUUAAAAGGCUGUUUAGUUUUUGGCUGUUGUUUCUCUUCAUCAUUUUCAUAACAGGAAGUGGUUGCUCCCAACAUGCAAACAAGAAUUCAUAGACAUAGCUUGAAUAUUUUUUUGCGCCUAAAUGAAAAGUUUCCUUAUUUUUCUGCAGGCACGAGAUUUCUAUGUAGAGAUGAAGUGGGAGUUCACCAGCUGGGGUGAGCGUGUGCUGUUUGUGUUUUCCUAGAGGUCAGUUUCAGCACCACAGUAGUUGGACAGCUCCACUGACACUAGCUGUCUCUCAUAUAGGUCUCUGUGGAUUGAUGAAAGAUUUAAGGGUUGAGACUAUUAACUCCAAUCAGUUUGAUACAAUGGCCAAAAAACAAGAUUAAAACAGGAUAUCUUACUGAAGUCUGCCUCAGUUUACUUCAAUUUCUCUCAAGUUUGGCUUAAGACAUCGUCACUGUUUUUACAAUACAUAGCAUAACUGAUAUGAUUUUAGUAUGAUGUGUUUAUCGUUUUACAGUAACUUGGGUUGAUUUUCAUUUUCCAAGUAGCUGUGGUGCUAAGAAGUUAAACAAAAUUUUCAUACAUAUUUUCCAUCUACACAAACUCUGCUUUUCCAUUCUUCAUCCUGCACCCAUUUGCUGUUUCGUUACCUUACCGUCUCCGACUCUUCCAAAAUCUUCCCCUCAGUCCCCUUGGUGUCAAAGGUGUGUCCCAGUGACGUCUAUCGAGUGUGGAAGAGUGGCUCAUGCCUCCGUGUGGACACAACCCUCCUGGGCUUUGAACACAUGACCUGGCUGAAAGGACGCAGAAGUUACAUCUUCAAAGGCGGAGGUGGGUGUGAUUCCUGAGGUGAUGAGAGUGAAGGAUGGAGGGAAGCAUGCUUAAGGACUGUUAAAGCCUUAAAUGAAGUAAAACAUGUAUUUUGGGUUUGGGAUCGGGGUCUUUUUUCACAUAGACGAUGGAGCGGUGGUGAUGGAGGUGGACCAUGAGAAGCAGGUGGUGUACACAGAGCCGCUUGUGUUGUCUCCCCGUGAUGCACCCUCCCUCCUUGCAGCCAUGCAGCCAUCGCAGGAGAACACUGCCCAGAGACUCACAUCACCCAUCGUCUCUACGCACCUCAACACACGCAACAUUGCCUUUGAACGGUACAAAACACCAACUGUUCAGUACUCUUUUCUGUUUAUGCAAGCCAUAUGUUGACAGGUGCUUUGUCCUGUUUGAUGUGUAUGGUAAUAAUCUUUGUGCCAUACUUUCUCUCACUGCUCACUCAGGAACAAGUCGGGAAUCUGGGGCUGGCGUUCUGAAAAGAGUGAGGUGGUCAGCGGGUACGAAGCCAAGGUUGGUAACUGCUGAGCAAUAUUUACUGAAACACAAAUAAUGUUUUUGUCUGUCAUACAACAACAUUUCUAUGAACAAAUCCUUCAAUUUGUAACAAACAUUAAGAAGAAACUUAUGGGUUGAUGUAUUUAUGUGACUGUGUAACCCCACGAUCCUCUGCAGCUACAGUAGAGUUAACAAGCUCCAAGCCAUUGCUAGCAGCAGAUCACUUAAGAUGUAUAUCUGCUGUUAUGUUAUGUAAUUAAGUGGAAAUGCUGAUAGGCAUUUCCACUUAUUGUUAUUCUCCUGUUUCUUUAUUAUUAAGUGGAAAUGCUGAUAGGCAUUUCCACUUAUUGUUAUUCUCCUGUUUCUUUAUUAAGUGGAAAUGCUGAUAGGCAUUUCCACUUAUUGUUAUUCUCCUGUUUCUUUAUUAUUAUUAUUAUUAUUAUUAUUAAGUGGAAAUGCUGAUAGGCAUUUCCACUUAUUGUUAUUCUCCUGUUUCUUUAUUAUUAUUAUUAUUAUUUUUCUUCCGCCAUUUUUUGGCACUUUAUAACUCUUCUCCACUUUGUGCGAUUUCAACCGUUCAAACUUUAAACUAUUCCUCUCCUUCAGGACAUGACGGCGAUUACUUUUCACUUUUCUACCCUUUAUACUUUUUGAUUUUUUUAACUUUUUAUGCAAAAAUUUUAACAUUGAAGUCAAUGGGGAAAUCUUCCAAUUCUUCCUGUUUUUCUUCCACCUUCUGAACCUUGUAACUUCUGCAUACUUUCACCUAGAGACCUCAUUUUUGCUUUAAAAUGUUCAUUGUCUUGUCGACUAUUACAGUUGUAGUCAGUUUUUUGAUAUCUUUUACAGUUCUUCCACAAUUUAGCUUUAAGCAACUUGUGGUUUUCAGCAAAUUUUCAGGCUUUAUAAUGGGUGUGUAUUGGAGAGUUUAGAGUGAUGAUGUCAUCAGCUAGAGUGCAGACCUCGUCUCUGAUCGACAGAACCUCGCUCGAAUAUAUCGCUCCCACGCCUACAAAUCUCACUCCACAGACAUAAAAAAUACAUCAAAAUGGAGGUAUAUGUGUCCUGCUUCUCACAAAAGAGGUUUCAAAUCAUUUAAUCCUACCCCUUGGCCAGCAGGUGACCAACUGUUCAAAUAGGCGGAAAUCUCUCCCAUUAGCCCUAAUGUAUUUUUUCUGCAAGAAAAUCCUUAUCGCCACUCAGGCUCAGACUUUUUUAACUCGCUGUUGUGGCCACAUUUCUUGGAGUACAGACAUGAAAAACACAUCAUUGUGUUCAUGAAGGGCGGAGGAUUCGUACGAUGUUCUUAUUUUCAUUCUUGGACUUAAGGAAAUCACGCUAUGUGAAGAAGUUCAGAGGCAAUAAAUUCACUGCACUUAAGGAGCUUCUCAGUCAAACAGUAGGUCAGUUAAUGCCUUUGAUCUCACAAGUCAUUAAGGAGAGACACACACACACACAUUCUUGUACUUGCUGCCUUGUGAGGUCUAUGAGAAAAGACCCACAAAGCGAGGACUACAAACUUUGAGCUACAGAAACCAUUCAGGGCUCCAAAAAUUCAGCUCAUUGAGGACAAUAUGGGGUGUACUCAGGAUUUUUAUUCAUUUAACUUUUUCCCACUUUAAAAUUAUUCUCAUUAUUCAUGCAUUAUUAAAUGCUUCAGACAAAUCCAAACUCAUUCAAACUGAUUCAAACCUUUCGGAUACUUCAAACCUGUUUAACACAUUAGGACGUCUAAUUAUUUAAAGUUUUUCCCACUUCAAAAUCAUUCUCAUUAUUUAUGUAUGUUUUGAUUCUUCAAGCAAAAUCCCAGUUCUACCACUACAAUUGCUACUUAUGUCACCUUAACUUGUAUCUUCACUUCUACCUCCACUGCUCUUGCUUCUCUUAAUAUUUUUUUACUUCUACUCUUACUUCUACCACGAGCUCUACUGCUUUGACUUCUACUUCUUCUAUUCUAAAACUACUUCUACUGCUUACAUGACUACUAAUAUCACUACUACAACUACCUAUUAUCAUACUACUUCUAGUACUACAACUUAAACUUAUGCCACUUCUCACGUACUUGCCUUUUAAGGUAAUUUACUUCUUCAUUCAAACUUUGUGUAAUUGUAAAAAAAUUUCCAGCCUCUUUCAGCAUGAAUCAAAUUUCAAUUUGAGGAGCAUAUUCGUACUAUUUAUUCUCCAACCUCUUAUUUACAAUUAUUUAACUUAUAUAUUUUUUUCCCCCUUCAACAGCUUUAACAUUUAUACCUUUCUCCAUGUUUUAUUAGCAGUUUAGCAUUGCUUUUUCAGCUUUCAGCACUCAGCAUUUCCACGCAUUUUCUGCAAGGAAAUGCAAUUUUUCUAGUUAUUAUUAUUAUUUUUCUUCCGCCAUUUUUUGGCACUUUAUAACUCUUCUCCACUUUGUGCGAUUUCAACCGUUCAAACUUUAAACUAUUCCUCUCCUUCAGGACAUGACGGCGAUUACUUUUCACUUUUCUACCCUUUAUACUUUUUGAUUUUUUUAACUUUUUAUGCAAAAAUUUUAACAUUGAAGUCAAUGGGGAAAUCUUCCAAUUCUUCCUGUUAUUCUUCCACCUUCUGAACCUUGUAACUUCUGCAUACUUUCACCUAGAGACCUCAUUUUUGCUUUAAAAUGUUCAUUGUCUUGUCGACUAUUACAGUUGUACUCAGUUUUUUGAUAUCUUUUACAGUUCUUCCACAAUUUAGCUUUAAGCAACUUGUGGUUUUCAGCAAAUUUUCAGGCUUUAUAAUGGGUGUGUAUUGGAGAGUUUAGAGUGAUGAUGUCAUCAGCUAGAGUGCAGACCUCGUCUCUGAUCGACAGAACCUUGCUCGAAUAUAUCGCUCCCACGCCUACAAAUCUCACUCCACAGACAUAAAAAAUACAUCAAAAUGGAGGUAUAUGUGUCCUGCUUCUCACAAAAGAGGUUUCAAAUCAUUUAAUCCUACCCCUUGGCCAGCAGGUGACCAACUGUUCAAAUAGGCGGAAAUCUCUCCCAUUAGCCCUAAUGUAUUUUUUCUGCAAGAAAAUCCUUAUCGCCACUCAGGCUCAGACUUUUUUAACUCGCUGUUGUGGCCACAUUUCUUGGAGUACAGACAUGAAAAACACAUCAUUGUGUUCAUGAAGGGCGGAGGAUUCGUACGAUGUUCUUAUUUUCAUUCUUGGACUUAAGGAAAUCACGCUAUGUGAAGAAGUUCAGAGGCAAUAAAUUCACUGCACUUAAGGAGCUUCUCAGUCAAACAGUAGGUCAGUUAAUGCCUUUGAUCUCACAGCUGUUUAGGAUGCAGUCAUUAAGGAGAGACACACACACACACACAUUCUUGUACUUGCUGCCUUGUGAGGUCUAUGAGAAAAGACCCACAAAGUGAGGACUACAAACUUUGAGCUACAGAAACCAUUCAGGGCUCCAAAAAUUCAGCUCAUUGAGGACAAUAUGGGGUGUACUCAGGAUUUUUAUUCAUUUAACUUUUUCCCACUUUAAAAUUAUUCUCAUUAUUCAUGCAUUAUUAAAUGCUUCAGACAAAUCCAAACUCAUUCAAACUGAUUCAAACCUUUCGGAUACUUCAAACCUGUUUAACACAUUAGGACGUCUAAUUAUUUAAAGUUUUUCCCACUUCAAAAUCAUUCUCAUUAUUUAUGUAUGUUUUGAUUCUUCAAGCAAAAUCCCAGUUCUACCACUACAAUUACUACUUAUGUCACCUUAACUUGUAUCUUCACUUCUACCUCCACUGCUCUUGCUUCUCUUAAUAUUUUUUUACUUCUACUCUUACUUCUACCACGAGCUCUACUGCUUUGACUUCUACUUCUUCUAUUCUAAAACUACUUCUACUGCUUACAUGACUACUAAUAUCACUACUACAACUACCUAUUAUCAUACUACUUCUAGUACUACAACUUAAACUUAUGCCACUUCUCACGUACUUGCCUUUUAAGGUAAUUUACUUCUUCAUUCAAACUUUGUGUAAUUGUAAAAAAAUUUCCAGCCUCUUUCAGCAUGAAUCAAAUUUCAAUUUGAGGAGCAUAUUCGUACUAUUUAUUCUCCAACCUCUUAUUUACAAUUAUUUAACUUAUAUAUUUUUUUCCCCCUUCAACAGCUUUAACAUUUAUACCUUUCUCCAUGUUUUAUUAGCAGUUUAGCAUUGCUUUUUCAGCUUUCAGCACUCAGCAUUUCCACGCAUUUUCUGCAAGGAAAUGCAAUUUUUCUAGUUAUUAUUAUUAUUAUUAUUAUUAUUAUUAUUUUUCUUCCGCCAUUUUUUGGCACUUUAUAACUCUUCUCCACUUUGUGCGAUUUCAACCGUUCAAACUUUAAACUAUUCCUCUCCUUCAGGACAUGACGGCGAUUACUUUUCACUUUUCUACCCUUUAUACUUUUUGAUUUUUUUAACUUUUUAUGCAAAAAUUUUAACAUUGAAGUCAAUGGGGAAAUCUUCCAAUUCUUCCUGUUAUUCUUCCACCUUCUGAACCUUGUAACUUCUGCAUACUUUCACCUAGAGACCUCAUUUUUGCUUUAAAAUGUUCAUUGUCUUGUCGACUAUUACAGUUGUACUCAGUUUUUUGAUAUCUUUUACAGUUCUUCCACAAUUUAGCUUUAAGCAACUUGUGGUUUUCAGCAAAUUUUCAGGCUUUAUAAUGGGUGUGUAUUGGAGAGUUUAGAGUGAUGAUGUCAUCAGCUAGAGUGCAGACCUCGUCUCUGAUCGACAGAACCUUGCUCGAAUAUAUCGCUCCCACGCCUACAAAUCUCACUCCACAGACAUAAAAAAUACAUCAAAAUGGAGGUAUAUGUGUCCUGCUUCUCACAAAAGAGGUUUCAAAUCAUUUAAUCCUACCCCUUGGCCAGCAGGUGACCAACUGUUCAAAUAGGCGGAAAUCUCUCCCAUUAGCCCUAAUGUAUUUUUUCUGCAAGAAAAUCCUUAUCGCCACUCAGGCUCAGACUUUUUUAACUCGCUGUUGUGGCCACAUUUCUUGGAGUACAGACAUGAAAAACACAUCAUUGUGUUCAUGAAGGGCGGAGGAUUCGUACGAUGUUCUUAUUUUCAUUCUUGGACUUAAGGAAAUCACGCUAUGUGAAGAAGUUCAGAGGCAAUAAAUUCACUGCACUUAAGGAGCUUCUCAGUCAAACAGUAGGUCAGUUAAUGCCUUUGAUCUCACAGCUGUUUAGGAUGCAGUCAUUAAGGAGAGACACACACACACACACAUUCUUGUACUUGCUGCCUUGUGAGGUCUAUGAGAAAAGACCCACAAAGUGAGGACUACAAACUUUGAGCUACAGAAACCAUUCAGGGCUCCAAAAAUUCAGCUCAUUGAGGACAAUAUGGGGUGUACUCAGGAUUUUUAUUCAUUUAACUUUUUCCCACUUUAAAAUUAUUCUCAUUAUUCAUGCAUUAUUAAAUGCUUCAGACAAAUCCAAACUCAUUCAAACUGAUUCAAACCUUUCGGAUACUUCAAACCUGUUUAACACAUUAGGACGUCUAAUUAUUUAAAGUUUUUCCCACUUCAAAAUCAUUCUCAUUAUUUAUGUAUGUUUUGAUUCUUCAAGCAAAAUCCCAGUUCUACCACUACAAUUACUACUUAUGUCACCUUAACUUGUAUCUUCACUUCUACCUCCACUGCUCUUGCUUCUCUUAAUAUUUUUUUACUUCUACUCUUACUUCUACCACGAGCUCUACUGCUUUGACUUCUACUUCUUCUAUUCUAAAACUACUUCUACUGCUUACAUGACUACUAAUAUCACUACUACAACUACCUAUUAUCAUACUACUUCUAGUACUACAACUUAAACUUAUGCCACUUCUCACGUACUUGCCUUUUAAGGUAAUUUACUUCUUCAUUCAAACUUUGUGUAAUUGUAAAAAAAUUUCCAGCCUCUUUCAGCAUGAAUCAAAUUUCAAUUUGAGGAGCAUAUUCGUACUAUUUAUUCUCCAACCUCUUAUUUACAAUUAUUUAACUUAUAUAUUUUUUUCCCCCUUCAACAGCUUUAACAUUUAUACCUUUCUCCAUGUUUUAUUAGCAGUUUAGCAUUGCUUUUUCAGCUUUCAGCACUCAGCAUUUCCACGCAUUUUCUGCAAGGAAAUGCAAUUUUUCUAGUAAUUUCUGGUGUCUCAUCUGCCGACUCUGCAUGACACUCUACAAUCCAAACACCAAGAAAAAGACAAUGCAGAGCUACACAGGGUUUGUAGAGAGGUGCACACAGAUCACUUUGGGUCACAACCACAACUACUUCUCCUUUUAUCUUCAGCUAUUCUCCAACUUCCACAAUCAUACACCUUCUACCUUUUCUUCCCUUUUACCUCCUUCAGCAGUUUUAACAUUUAUAAUUUUCUCCUUUUUUUUCUUCUUCUUUGUUUUGCAUGGCUAUUUCAGCGAUCAGCAUUUCCACGCAUUUUCUGCAAGGAAAUGCAACUUUUCUAGUUAAGUGGAAAUGCUGAUAGGCAUUUCCACUUAUUGUUAUUCUCCUGUUUCUUUAUUAUUAUUAAGUGGAAAUGCUGAUAGGCAUUUCCACUUAUUGUUAUUCUCCUGUUUCUUUAUUAUUAUUAUUAUUAUUAUUAUUAUUAUUUUUCUUCCGCCAUUUUUUGGCACUUUAUAACUCUUCUCCACUUUGUGCGAUUUCAACCGUUCAAACUUUAAACUAUUCCUCUCCUUCAGGACAUGACGGCGAUUACUUUUCACUUUUCUACCCUUUAUACUUUUUGAUUUUUUAAACUUUUUAUGCAAAAAUUUUAACAUUGAAGUCAAUGGGGAAAUCUUCCAAUUCUUCCUGUUAUUCUUCCACCUUCUGAACCUUGUAACUUCUGCAUACUUUCACCUAGAGACCUAAUUUUUGCUUUAAAAUGUUCAUUCACUUGUCGACUAUUACAGUUGUACUCAGUUUUUUGAUAUCUUUUACAGUUCUUCCACAAUUUAGCUUUAAGCAACUUGUGGUUUUCAGCAAAUUUCAAGCUUUAUAAUGGGUGUGUAUUGGAGAGUUUAGAGUGAUGAUGUCAUCAGCUAGAGUGCAGACCUCGUCUCUGAUCCACAGAACCUCGCUCGAAUAUAUCGCUCCCACGCCCACAAAUCUCACUCCACUGACACAAAUAAUACAUCAAAAUGGAGGUAUAUGUGUCCUGCUUCUCACAAAAGAGUUUUCAAAUCAUUAAAUCGUACCCCUUGGCCAGCAGGUGACCAACUGUCCAAAGAAGGCGGAAAUCUCUCCCAUUGACCGUAAUGUUAUUUUUCUCCAAGAAAAUCCGGAUCAUCGCUCAGGCUCAGACUUAUUUAACUCGCUGUUGUGGCCUCAUUUUUCGAAGUACAGACAUGAAAAACACAUCAUUGUGUUCAUGAAGGGCGGAGGAUUCGUACGAUGUUCUUAUUUUCAUUCUGUGACUUAAGGAAAUCACGCUAUGUGAAGAAGUUUAGAGCCUCUAAAUCCUCUGCAGUUCAGCUGCUUCUCAUUCAAACAGUAGGUCAGUGAUUUGCCUUUGAUCUCACAGCUGUUUAGGAUGCAAUCAUUAACGAGACACACACACACACACACACACACACAUUCUUGUACUUGUUGCUUUAUGAGGUCUACCUUGCAGUUCAGCUGCUUGUACACACAGUUAAUAUGUGUCUGCUUCGCCACCUAUCUCCACCCACAAACUUUGAGCUACAGAAACCAUUCUGGGCUUCUAAAAUUCAGCUCAUUGAAGAUAUUAUGGGGUGUUUUGAGGAUUGUGAUAAUAAAUUGUAUUAAUGUGUUCAGCAGAGUCUUGUGUUCUCACAAGCUCCUUAUCAGGAAUAGAUACAGAGGAUGAGCGUCAGGGCCUACUUGGAGUCCUGUUUCCUUAGCUUCAAGCCUUCUUUCUCCUGCUAUAGUUAUGCAUCCAAGGUCCCCAUGGCAACCAAUUAGUGCACCUGGAGACACACAGCUGACUGGAAAGCUGCUUCUAAUGGCCAUAUGAGACACAUGAAGCCAGGCUCAGCACACAUAGCACUGGGGAUGACACUUAAAACCUUUUACUAGAGCGCUUGAAAAAACUUCAGCCCCUAUCUCCUCACAUGACCUUUGACCUACAGAAACCAUUCAGGGCUUUAUAAUUUGAGCUCAUUGAGGACAUUAUGGGGUGUAUUUAGGAUUUAUAUUCAUUUUUCACAUUUUAAAGUCAGUGAUGAUUUAUAAUUUUUUUUUUUUCCAAACUAAUUUAAACUCAUUCAAACUGAUUCAAGCCUUUCUAAUACAUAAAAAAUUUCUGAUACUUGAGGAUUUUUAAUGAUUUAAAUUUUCCAUGUUUUAAAUUAGUUUUAAUAUUUAUGCAUUAUUCCAUCCUUCAAACAAAAUCCUACCUCAAGUACUACAACUACUGCUAAUGUCAGUCAAACUAGUACUUUCCCCUCUACUUCAACUGCUAUUGCUCCUAUUUCUACUUUCUCUACUUCAACUGCUAUUGCUCCUAUUUCUACUUUCUCUACUACUUUGACUUAUACUUCUUUUAUUCUCAAACUACUUCUACUGCUGACAUGACUACUAGUAUCACAACUUGACCUCUUAUCAUACUACUUCUUCUAGUACUACAACUUAAACUUAUGCCACUUCUCACCUUCCUGCCUUUUAAGGCAAUUUCCUUCUUCAUUCAAACUUUGUGCAAUUUUAGACAUUUUUCUAGCCUCCUUCAGUAUGAAUAAAAUUUCCUUUUAUAGAGCAUAUUCAUACUAUUUGUCCUUCAUCCAAUUAAACAGUUAUCCAACUUAUUUUUCUUUUUCACUCCUUCAAUAGCUUUAACAUUUAUACCUUUCUCCAUGUUUUAUUAGCAGUUUAGCAUUGCUUUUUCAGCUUUCAGCACUCAGCAUUUCCACGCAUUUUCUGCAAGGAAAUGCAAUUUUUCUAGUUAUUAUUAUUAUUAUUAUUUUUCUUCCGCCAUUUUUUGGCACUUUAUAACUCUUCUCCACUUUGUGCGAUUUUAACCGUUCAAACUUUAAACUAUUCCUCUCCUUCAGGACAUGACGGCGAUUACUUUUCACUUUUCUACCCUUUAUACUUUUUGAUUUUUUUAACUUUUUAUGCAAAAAUUUUAACAUUGAAGUCAAUGGGGAAAUCUUCCAAUUCUUCCUGUUUUUCUUCCACCUUCUGAACCUUGUAACUUCUGCAUACUUUCACCUAGAGACCUCAUUUUUGCUUUAAAAUGUUCAUUCACUUGUCGACUAUUACAGUUGUACUCAGUUUUUUGAUAUCUCUUACAGUUUUUCCACAAUUUAGCUUUAAGCAACUUGUGGUUUUCAGCAAAUUUCAAGCUUUAUAAUGGGUGUGUAUUGGAGAGUUUAGAGUGAUGAUGUCAUCAGCUAGAGUGCAGACCUCGUCUCUGAUCGACAGAACCUCGCUCGAAUAUAUCGCUCCCACGCCCACAAAUCUCACUCCACUGACACAAAUAAUACAUCAAAAUGGAGGUAUAUGUGUCCUGCUUCUCAAAAAAGAGGUUUCAAAUCAUUAAAUCGUACCCCUUGGCCAGCAGGUGACCAACUGUCCAAAAAAGGCGGAAAUCUCUCCCAUUGACCGUAAUGUUAUUUUUCUCCAAGAAAAUCCUUAUCGUCACUCAGGCUCAGACUUUUUUAACUCGCUGUUGUGGCCACAUUUUUCGGAGUACAGACAUGAAAAACAGAUCAUUGUGUUCAUAAAGGAUGGAGGAUUCGUACGAUGUUCUUAUUUUCAUUCUGGGAUUUAAGGAAAUCGUGCUAUGUGAAGAAGUUCAGAACCCUAAAUUCACUGCAGUUCGGCAGCUUCUCCAUUCAAACAGUAGGUUAGUUAAUGCUUUGAUCUCACAGCUGUUUAGGAUGCAGUCAUUAACGACACACACACACACACACACACACACACACACACACACACACACACACACACACACACACACACACACACACACACAUUCUUGUACUAUUUGCAUUGUCAGGUCUACCUGGCAGUUCACCUGCUUGUACACACAGGUAAUAUGUGUCUGCUUCAUCACCUAUCUCCACCCACAAACUUUGAGCUACAGAAACCAUUCUGGGCUUGAAAAAUUCAGCUCAUUGAAGAUAUUAUGGGGUGUUUUGAGGAUUGUGAUAAUAAAUUGUAUUAAUGUGUUCAGCAAAAUCUUGUGUUCUCACAAGCUCCUUAUGAAUUUAUACAGAGGAUGAGCGUCAGGGCCUACUUGGAGUCCUGUUUCCUUAGCUUCAAGCCUUCUUUCUCCUGCUAUAGUUAUUCAUCCAAGGUCCCCAUGGCAACCAAUUUGUGCACCUGGAGACACACAGCUGACUGGAAAGCUGCUUCUAAUGGCCAUAUGAGACAAAUGAAGCCAGGCUCAGAACACAUAGCACUUGGGGUGACACUUAAAACCCUUUACUAGAGUGCUUGAAAAAACCUAAGCCCCUAUCUCCUCACAUGACCUUUGACCUACAGAAACCAUUCAGGGCUUUAAAAUGAAAGCUCAUUGAGGACAUUAUGGGGUGUAUUUAGGAUUUUUAUUCAUUUAGAUUUUUCACAUUUUAAAGUCACUCAGUGAUGAUUUAUCAUUUAAUUUUUCAAACUAAUUUGAACUGAUUCAAACUGAUUCAAACCUUUCUUAUACUUAAAAACUUAAACUUAUGCCACUUCUCACCUUCCUGCCUUUUAAGGCAAUUUCCUUCUUCAUUCAAACUUUGUGCAAUUUUAGACAUUUUUCUAGCCUCUUUCAGCAUGAAUAGAAUUUUCUUUUAUAGAGCAUAUUCAUACUAUUUGUCCUUCAACCAAUUAAUCAAUUAUCCAACUUACAUUUCUUUCUCACCCCUUCAACAGCUUUAACAUUGAUACCUUUCUCCAUGUUUUAUUAGCAGUUUAGCAUUGCUUUUUCAGCUUUCAGCACUCAGCAUUUCCACGCAUUUUCUGCAAGGAAAUGCAAUUUUUCUAGUUAUUAUUAUUUUUCUUCCGCCAUUUUUUGGCACUUUAUAACUCUUCUCCACUUUGUGCGAUUUCAACCGUUCAAACUUUAAACUAUUCCUCUCCUUCAGGACAUGACGGCGAUUACUUUUCACUUUUCUACCCUUUAUACUUUUUGAUUUUUUUAACUUUUUAUGCAAAAAUUUUAACAUUGAAGUCAAUGGGGAAAUCUUCCAAUUCUUCCUGUUUUUCUUCCACCUUCUGAACCUUGUAACUUCUGCAUACUUUCACCUAGAGACCUCAUUUUUGUUUUAAAAUGUUCAUUCACUUGUCGACUAUUACAGUUGUACUCAGUUUUUUGAUAUCUCUUACAGUUUUUCCACAAUUUAGCUUUAAGCAACUUGUGGUUUUCAGCAAAUUUCAAGCUUUAUAAUGGGUGUGUAUUGGAGAGUUUAGAGUGAUGAUGUCAUCAGCUAGAGUGCAGACCUCGUCUCUGAUCGACAGAACCUCGCUCGAAUAUAUCGCUCCCACGCCCACAAAUCUCACUCCACUGACACAAAUAAUACAUCAAAAUGGAGGUAUAUGUGUCCUGCUUCUCACAAAAGAGGUUUCAAAUCAUUAAAUCGUACCCCUUGGCCAGCAGGUGACCAACUGUCCAAAAAAGGCGGAAAUCUCUCCCAUUGACUGUAAUGUUAUUUUUCUCCAAGAAAAUCUGGAUCAUCGCUCAAGCUCAGACUUUUUUAACUCGCUGUUGUGGCCUCAUUUUUCGAAGUACAGACAUGAAAAACACAUCAUUGUGUUCAUGAAGGACGGAGGAUUCGUACGAUGUUCUUAUUUUCAUUCUGGGACUUAAGGAAAUCACACAAUGUGAAGAAGUUCAGAGGCUUUACAUCCUCUGCAGUUCAGCUGCUUCUCAGUCAAACAGUAGGUCAGUUAAUGCCUUUGAUCUCACAGCUGUUUAGGAUGCAGUCAUUAACGAGACACACACACAAAAUCUUGUACUUGCUGCUUUGUGAGGUCUAUGAGAAAAGACCCACAAAGCGAGGACUACAAACUUUGACCUACAGAAACCAUUCAGGGCUCCAAAAAUUCAGCUCAUUGAGGACAAUAUGGGGUGUACUCAGGAUUUUUAUUCAUUUAACUUUUUCCCACUUUAAAAUUAUUCUCAUUAUUCAUGCAUUAUGAAAUUCUUCAGACAAAUCCAAACUCAUUCAAACUGAUUCAAACCUUUGGGAUACUUCAAACCUGUUAAACACAUUAGGACGUCUAAUUUUUUAAGUUUUUCCCACUUCAAAAUCAUUCUCAUUAUUUAUGUAUGUUUUAAUUCUUCAAGCAAAAUCCCAGUUCUACCACUACAAUUACUACUUAUGUCACCUUAACUUGUAUCUUCACUUCCACCUCCACUGCUCUUGCUUCUCUUAAUAUUUUUUUACUUCUACUCUUACUUCUACCACGAGCUCUACUGCUUUGACUUCUACUUCUUCAAUUCUAAAACUACUUCUACUGCUUACAUGACUACUAAUAUCACUACUACAACUACCUAUUAUCAUACUACUUCUAGUACUACAACUUAAACUUAUGCCACUUUUCACUUACUUGCCUUUUAAGGUAAUUUACUUCUUCAUUCAAACUUUGUGUAAUUGUAGAACAUUUUCCAGCCUCUAUCAGCAUGAAUCAAAUUUCAAUUUGAGGAGCAUAUUCAUACUAUUUAUCCUCCAACCAUUUUCACAAUUAUUUAACUUAUAUAUAUUUUUUUACCCCUUCAACAGCUUUUACAUUUAUACCUUUCUCCAUGUUUUAUUAGCAGUUUAGCAUUGCUUUUUCAGCUUUCAGCACUCAGCAUUUCCACGCAUUUUCUGCAAGGAAAUGCAAAUUUUCUAGUGUUAUUUGGGAUGCUAUUGUUGGCAUGUAAAAAACUAUAUUAAAAGUACAUUUCUGUAUAUUCUUUGCGUUUAGGUUUACAGUGCCACCAAUGUGGAGCUGGUGACUCGGUCAAGAACAGAGCAUCUAUCAGACCAGGACAAAUCAAGGAGCAAAGGUAACCUAACUAUAAAGGCUUUUGACUCAUUGUACAAAGUCAAGUUGUCCUUAAUGGAUUAUCAUGAUUUUUCCGUUCCAGAUGAAACCCUGUCUUUCUGUCAGAGCCUGAGGUUAUGUGAUUUUUUUUUAAGAGCAGACAAUAAUGAUCUUGCUUCAUUUUUACCUCGCAGGCUCAAAGACUCCCCUGCAGUCCUUUCUAGGGAUCGCUGAACAGCACACAGCUCACAACGGGGUAAGAGACUCCCAGGUUCCACACACAACGCCCUCACCUCUCCAGCUGUCUUUGAUGAACACUGCAACUCAUGGUUCCUUUUCUAUAUUCCCGUCAGAGUAACGUGUCCCAGUGUGCCAGUCCGCACAAUCCCACAGCCAUCACAGCUGAGGAGUACUUCAACCCAGAGUUCAACCUGAAUGGGCGGGACAUCGGGCGUCCUGUUGAGCUGACAAGCAAAGUCCAGAAGUAUGAGGCAGUUCUGGAAACAAUAUUUUCUAUUAAUAGCUUUCUUUGUUGGUUUGUUUUCAGAAAAGGAGAGUUAAACAUGUCCUCUUUCUCUCUCCUUCUGCUCUCUGCAGGUUUAAAGCCACCCUGUGGUUGAGUGAAAGUCACCCUUUGUCUCUGGCUGAGCAGGUGACGCCCAUUAUCGACCUCAUGGCCAUCUCCAAUGCCCACUUUGCCAAGCUUCGUGACUUCAUCACUCUACGCCUGCCGCCAGGAUUCCCUGUCAAGAUAGGUGGGUAUGAGAGGAGUGGUUCUGUGCAGUUUGAGAUGAUUCCUUACAGCUCCAAUGAUUCUCACUGGAUGUUGAGAUUUGUUGCUACAAGAUAAAUCAUCAGUUUAACCUCUUCAAAACACCUUCUGUCUGUCCUCCAGAGAUUCCCCUGUUUCACGUGUUGAACGCCCGAGUGACGUUCAGUAACCUGUGUGGCUGCGACGAGCCGAUUAGCUCUGUGACGGUUCACAAACCAGAGAGCCCAGAUGAAGCUGGUAAAUACUGGCUUUGUUAUCAACUCUGUGAAAAGACAUAAAGUAGUACCAUAUGGGCCUGUUGUGAAGCUCAUUCUUUUAGAGCAAAUGAGAGUGAGCAAGAAAACAUUUCAUAGCAGAGUCAUGUAGCUACUAGUUUUUUUUUCAUAAAGUUGUGAGAAUGUAAAGGAAAUUCACUGUUGCAUUCAUUCUUAAAUUUUGAUAGUUUGAAAUCAGAAAGCCCAGACUUGGAGUUAAAUUCAUGCUGUCACCUGUCAGGUCAGUGUCCUGCUCCCUUCCACUGUGAUGUGGACCCCUCGGUGUUUGAGCCGCCUGCUGAGUACACUACCCUCGGACCAGGCCGCAGUGAACCAAUGAGAGACGAGGAUGACAACUUGCUGCAGUUUGCUAUCCAACAGAGCCUUUUAGAUGCAGGCACAGAAAGCGACCAGGUCAGAGUCACACAUGAGAACUGAGUCUUUGAGUCAAGUGUUUUACACUUCUGAGGGUAAUUAUCUGCUGAUGAAACUAUGGGACGGAGCAUCAGUGCAGGUCAGAGAUAACUGUUAGUUUUGGUCAUCACUUUUCUAACCCACGCUUGUUUUAGGUGACCAUCUGGGAGGCCCUGACCAACAGUCGCCCAGUGCCCCAGAGUCCACUGUAUGAGGAAGACUCCCAGCUUGAGAGGUGAUCUUCAGACUUUACCUCUGUUGUUCCCUUUACAGGCAUGUGAGAUGACUUAAAUCCACCUUUACGAGCUGCUUCAUAAAAGGUUCCCUUAAGUUUUAGUUUGCUUUUAAUCUAGGAGGGUAAGUUGUAUCUUUUACUGUAAAUGAGGUUUGACAUUUUCUUUACAUAUUUGGGGAAUACUCUGGCUUUGGAAGUAAUUUAAUUAAACUUCUCUUAAUAGAGUUCAGUGAUUAGCGUUUUCUCUCUGCCCUCUCACGGGAACAGCAACUCCCAGUCAUCCAGUAAUGAAGCCAAGCAAUUAAGCUUUAAGACAGAUGUAAUGAUGCUUCACUCCACGUCUGAAUAUCCUCAUUUGACUUUCUCACAGAGCAAUCCAGGAGUCUCUGUCCAUCUCGCUGGCAAGCCGAGAAGGAGAAGACACCGCUGACCCCAGUCAGCCCUCCUCUGUGUCGCCGAUGGAUCCCGCAGGCAACUCCCCGCUCUCCUACAACGCCGUGACGGAUCCACGCCUGUCGGGACACUUUGGUUUGGCAUCGAGCUUUGACGAACAGCUACGUAUCGCUAUGGAGCUGUCGUGCCGAGAGCAGGAGGAGCUGGACAGGUGAGGAGGUGGGGGUGGGGAACAAUUUUUAUGGCACAUUCAGGCAUCUAAACCAUCCAUUAACCAAAAGCCAGUGUUUUGACUAUGCAGAGUACAGAAAAACAACGUCUUUAAAUGACAAAAUUUAACUGAUUUAAAGGAAUAUAAUUAAAACAGUUGAAACCAUCUGUCCUUGUCUUUGAAGUGCAACUUGAGAGGAAUCUCUGUUCCUGGAAUAUUCCUGAAAUGACUCACCUCGCUUUGACUUCUUUAUUGUUUAUUCGGCAGGAAGCAGAAGGAGGAAGAAGACGAGCUGGAGAGGAUCCUGCAGCUGUCACUCACCGAGAAGUAAUGUCACAACAACAGCAAUGGAGCAACUGUCUUCACUGGGGAUUGAUCAAUCCUCUUAAUUUAUUCUGUUUUAUUUUUAUGUUUCAAAACCUUGAGAUAUUAAGUUAUUGAAGAUAUUUUAUUUGUCUUUCUCAUGCGAAAGCUGCUACAGUAUAGUGUAAUGAACCAGAACAUAAGAAGUGUGUGUGUGCGUGUGUGUGUGUGUGUGUUUAUUUGCGUGUGUGUGUAAAGGAGAAGGUUGGAUAAGAAAAUGCAGGAACAGGUACUGUUAAACACACUACAGUAAAGGAGAAGACUAAAGGGAGAGAGUCUGUUUUUCUUUUUUAUUGAAUAUUUUUCACAGUCUUGCUGUCCUUCUUGAGUAAUGAAUGAUCCUUAAACUUUAAACCUAUACCAUGAUCCAUGAUAAUGAUGAAAAAAUAUAAAAACACAAUCUUAAUGGAAUAACUUAUAAAAAUAUGAUUAUGACAUUUGAAACAUUUUGUUGGCUUACACGUGUGGGGAAAAUAAAGAAUAAUGAUAACCCUGGAUUAAGUUUCACUUUGUAUAAAGUACAAAGAAAAAUGACUUGUACCUUAACUAGUUCAACUUUUUAUUGUUUGUCACCAUAAAAAAGGAGAAUGAUUGUUAUUUGUACAUUAAGCUGGACAUGGAAGUUUGAUAUGUCACAUUUGUAAACCACAGUUACUGAGCGAUGAGCCUUAAAAUCAAAAUCAACACACUCGCUGGCCACUUUAUUAGGUACACCUGUUCAAUUGCUUGUGAACAAAAUAAGGAAUCAGCCAAUUACAUGGUGCAUUUAGACAUGUAGGCGUGGUCAAGAGGACUUGCUGAAGUCAGAAUAGGGAAGAAAGGAGAUUUACAUGACUUUGAACUUAUCAACAGGAUUGUUGGUUCUAGACAAGGCUGGCUUGAGUAUAGAAACUGCUGAUCUACUGAGAGUUUCACACACAACCAUCUCCAGGGUUUCCAAAGAAUGGUCCAACAGAAGAAAAAUUAUCCAGUGUGCAGCAGCUGCGUGGAUGAAGACGCAUUGUUGAUGUUAGCAGUCAGAGGAGAAUGGGCAGACCAGUUUGAGAUGAUAGAAAAGCAGCAGUAAGUCAAAUAAAUGUGCAGUUGACAAAUCUGCAGUAUCUGUGUGAUACCCUCAUUUUAAUAUGGAAAAAAACCUCAGGAAUGUUUCCAACACCUUGUUGAAAGUGUUCAAUGAAGAAUUAAGGCAGUUCUGGCAGCAAGAUGGGGUCCAACCCAAUUCUAGCAAGGUGUACCUAAUGAAGUGGCCCAUGAGUUUAUGUAUGCUGUGUAGUUUUAGAGGUAAAAUCCUGGCACCUAAACAUGACAAGAAUCAGUAACUGCCUGGGUUACCAAGCCCGAAAGUAAAUAAUCAAAUCAAGUUUAUUUACAUAACAGCUUUGAGUAUCAGACAUUAUAAAGUGCUUCACAGUAAAUAAGAAAAAAAACAACAACAACAAAGUGUAAUACAUAAUUACAUAGAGGCAGAUAUAUACAGAUAAGGCAAGUCCAAACAAAUGGGUCUUAACCUGCUUUUCGAAAGUCAGUCUCAUAUGUCUCUAAUUGUACUGAGCACAAUAGUAAUCGACUCUUACGUGUAGCUUUUAGCCAUUUUCUUUGGCGUUUAUGAAAUAUCUGAUUUCACAGCAACAGCCUUGUGAUUUGUAAACAGCUUUCCCCCUUAAAAUGACAAUUCUCUUUGUCAAUUUCAGGCUGCUGCUGUGAGAAUGUAUACCGAAAAGCAAGUUUAUUCAUACUAUUGUCAUGUGAAAAUGUCAAUAAUAGAAAGUGAACAAAUUUUUCUCAUUAGACACUCCUUUUUCUUUUUUUUUUUUAAGUUUCCUGUCAUGAAAAGCUGGAGUGACUAAAUCUGUAUUUCAGCCACACUAGAUUCCGUGCUGGGGCAACAUGAGAAUCAAAUAUUUUUUAAAAAGGCACACUUUUGAGAUACAGUUCAUGAGUCACGCUGCAGAACUGUCUUUAUCCCACUGUACUGCAACUGACUGUGAUUUACUAGAGGCUUGAUUCUGAUAUAUUGAAAGUUCUUCCUUUUCAUUUGCAGCGUAGAUGUUUGCUCUCCUCGAUUUCAAGGCCUCCCGAAGCUCUCCAUCGAACUGACCUAGUGAUAAAAACAAACAUUAGUCAGUCAUUUAGGCAGACAUUUCACAAUCAUAUUGGAUAAUUACCUUGAUAUUAUUAUUGUUAUAAAAUCAAAGGAUGCUUUAAGUAAAACAGGUCUGUACACUUACUUUUACUCUGAUUUAGGUCAAGAUAUUCAGGUGCGCAGUCAUCAGGGACCACAUAAUCACUCUCCUCUGGUUUGGUCUCUGUGCGCUUCAUCGGGGCCACCUGUGCCUUGGGUACCGUUUUAGGUAAAGGUGGAGAGAUGUUUAUGCACUUUGGAGCAGGAGGCACAUCUGGCGAACACACAUAUUUACACAGUAAGGAGUUGUAUAACUAACAGGAAGAAUUAACAAUGAAACAGCAGUCUUUGCUCUCACCAAUACUUGUGUCGUAGGGCUGAGAAGCUCUGUAGGGCUGCAGACGGUACUCAGUCUUUUUAAGGAAGUAACUGAUCACAUCGUUCAAGCUGGAAAGAGUCACCUGCAGAGAGGAGGACACACAACUACCUUUUAAUAUAAAAAAAGAGCAUGAUCCACUCUCUGCUGCUGCAUAUAUUAAGACAAUAAAUAAUGUAUUAUUGAUUAAAUGUUGUAUAAUGUUAGUGAAUUUAAUGAGGCUGUGAGGCUUACUGGUUUGUCCAGCUCGAUCACAAAUCCUGUUUUUGCGGGCGUCACUCUGAAGUUCUUCAUGGCAGUUCCACUGAAUCACAAGAAGAAGAGGAGUUUAAGCCUUCUGCUUUCAAAAUCUAUCUAUCUAUCUAUCUAUCUAUCUAUCUAUCUAUCUAUCUAUCUAUCUAUCUAUCUAUCUAUCUAUCUAUCUAUCUAUCUAUCUAUCUAUCUAUCUAUCUAUCUAUCUAUUGUGUAAAUCCAUCCAUCUUUACAAGAAAAUGAUCCAUCCAUCUACCCAUCCAUUCAUCCAACCAUACAAACAUCUUUAUCCAUCAAAUCAAUCAUCCAUCCACCCAUUCAUACUCUUCACAUGUUGAUAUGUAAGGUCAGACCUGGCCGUCAGCUGUCUGAGGGUGAGGGCGUAGUUAUUUGCCCGAGUUGACGGGCGGAGGAUGAUGCUUCCAUAUUCGGGGUUUGCCUCUAACAUCUUCUCGGCUUCAUCUCGACUCACUUUAAAGAAACAUCUGCAGGAACCAGGAGAAAUAAACACUCCAACAUUACGUGUUCAGGUAAUAAAAGUGCAGACAUAUUGUUCCAAAGGGCAGCAAUGAUACACACAUCAUGUGAUCAGCUGAUUAAAUUUAUGGUGAGCUGAAAAAUGACUCUCUAAUCAUUACUCAGUGUUUGGGUACUUUGUUGUUUGAAAGGCAGAUAAAGUUUAUCAGAGUGAUGAGGUUCAUAGGUAGACUUGAUGACUUACUCUGGCAUUGUGGAGGCUUUGUGGUCGGGCUCGUCUUUAGGAUGUUUAGGGGAGGGAGAGGCUGCACACAGGAAGUCAGGUCGAGGUGGAAGGGGAGGUCGGUGCCCUGGGUGGACUCUUUUCUUCUCCUGAGCUAAGACCUCUUCCAGCAGCAAUCUCUGACCGGGAAGCAGCUUACUGGGAACCUCUUUCUGCAGCAAAACAGAGCUCAAUAUCAACACUGUUUUUCUUUUUAAUUUUAAACAAAAAAGAAAGAAAUUGGAACAAUAAACUCCAUGCUGUGCUCAUUCAAUAACAUAUAUUUUAAAAGCAACUACAGCACACAAAGACUGCAAUGUAGGAGUCUUCAACUCAGUCAGUAUGCUCUCUUGGAGCAGGGUUUGUUAUUGCUUUUUUUAUGCACACUCAGCAGAUAGUCUGCUGGUUGAUCAUCAACCAAUCCGAGUGUGUUGUCAUGUUUCUAUAGAUGUGUUUGCUUACUUUAAUCACAGUAAGGAUGUAACCUCUCCACUCCAUUCCUUUGUCAAGAUUGUCCAUCUGUUCAGUUAUAACAAAAAAAGUUAAUCAACAAGUGGAACAAUUCAGGUAGAGGUCACCAAGUGAAACCAACAUCCAUGUUAGAGCCAGAGUGUAUUUAUAAACUGGGGUUGAAUAUGAUAUGCUGAAAAAAGAAAAACUUUCACACACCUUUAGCUGCACCUUCUCUGUGUGGAGAUUGAGGUUGAAGGUACUUGGCACCUUCUGUUGAUAAUGACCGACAAGCUCCAUAGACUUAAGCUUCUCAAGGUUCAUCUUUUCUGAGUACUAAAAAGUAUUUUAACAAGAUGAAAUGAUCAGAAACAUGCUUAAAGAGUAAGAUAUCUCAAAUAAUGUGAAAUGAUUGUGACAGGUUGUAAUUUUAUUAAUCAUUCUGCAGAUAAAACUCAACAAAAAGAGAGAUUAAGAGUGCUUACUGUGUGCUGUGUGUCAUCUUCAUACAGAAAGAGAGUCGUUCCACGGAGCUCUCCAAAGAACUUCUUAAAAUCCUAAAAUGACAUCUGCAGUUUUAAACACCUGCUCUCCACGCAGCUUUCACAUCCGUUUAUAAUUACAGCCAUGAUAACGUAUUUUGACAUUUGUCCUCAUCCUCACCUGUUCAUUGGAGUUCUUCCUCUGCAGGUGUCCAGAGUAAUAGAGAGGCAGGGCUGUGAUCGUUUCCCUUCGCUUGUGGACAACUCUGGGGUUUACAGACAUCUUCCAGCAGUCACUCAAAUCUCUCUUUUAAAAAUUCCUCACAGAGGGGUUUUAUCCGACUUCCGAAGCGUUCAGUGUUCACUUUGGUAAUGAGCUUUACUCUCCCUGAUCCUCUGGUAGUCACUUUAAAAGUCGGGAACAAGGAAACACCGCCGUGAUUUACAAAGAAGGAAGUAGUUAGAGUAAAAUUCCCAAAUAAUGAUAAACUUUUGUACUUUGAACCUAACUGAAGAAGCAAGACAGCUUUACACUCAUACACAGCAAUAAAACAUGCGCACACACACACACACACACACACACACACACACACACACACACACACACACACACACACACACACAGACCAUGUGCUUUAAUUUUAUAAUUGACUCAGUCUGAUUAAAUAUUUCCAGCUCAAUAUCAGAGUGCUCUAGUUGCAUUCUGGGAAAUUUCUCACAUGACAACAAGCAUGAUGCAGUAAAUUAUAUAACCAUUUUACAGUCAUUAUUCAAAUCCAUCUUUUUAAUGCCCUCAGUUUAUAUAAGUCGCUGUAAAAGUGGACACACACAGAAUCCUUACACACGCUGUCAUGACCCCACUCACAAGCCAUGACAAAAGAAGGAGAAAAUCAUGAUCAGCUGAAUAAUACAAAAGUUUAUUAGAAAAGAAAGCACAGAAACUAGAGCAGUGAACAGAGAUCAAGUGUGUCUGUCAGUUAAUCAGUGUGUCAGGUUGAUAUGUGAAUGUAUAGAGUAUGGUGUGCAGUGUCAAAACAACAUUAACAAAACGGCCAAAGAGAGAGAGGGAGAGAGAGAGAGAGAGAGAGAGAGAGAGAGAAAAGUGGGUUAACUGCCUGAGCUUAUAUUUACAUCCGGAAACCUGGGAAAGUACUUCCAAAAGUGGCAAAGGCCUGCCCACCAGCAACCUACCGAGAGACAAGUAUUAACUAGUGAAAGGAGCGAAAAAACAGGCCUCUAAUAAGACUCAUGCUCGUAUCGUUGAGAGGUAACCUUAGGUCACUUAUAAGGAAAAAUCUGCUUUUAAAAUCUUGUUAUCAAUAUUUACAUUAGCUGCAGUUUCAGAUUCCAAUUCCUCCACCUAACUAUCUCCUUCAAAACAAUAAAAUAAAUAGUUUAACCUAAUUCCCACCUAUCAUAUUCCCCGUUAUCUUGUGUUACAUCCAUAGUAAUUUCCUGUAAACUAUCGAGGACACAAACUAUUUACUGCAUACAAAAACUGUUGGGAACUUACAUAGCUGAUCAAGGUACAGAGAAAAACCUUAGUUGGACUUGUGAUUCCUGACUAAUACCUGAUCAAAUUUGAUUUGUGCUUCUUUAAAUUUUGCCCUCAGCCCUUCUCUCAGAUUUUUAUUCUCACGUCUUAGAAAGCAUUUCUCAGACUAUCCCACAAUGUCUGCAGUCUUCUUUCAGGAAUCAAGAGCUACAGAGCAGACAUAGUGGGGCAAUCUAAACGCACACACCACUAGAGCACCUGACCUGAAAUGCCAAAGUAUUUCUCAAGUCUGUCUGUUAAUAUACAGUGGCCCACUGUAUCAAAGUAGGUGCUGAAAUCCAAUAACAACAAAACAAACGCACAACCAAUGACAAGUCGUUAGCAACCUUAGUCAGCACUGUUUCUGUAGAGUGAUGAAGAGAAACGCAGACUGGACUGAUAUGUACUUCAAGAACUGGUUUGAUUCUACUCUUUCAAAAACUUCAGACAAGAAAGACAGCUCUGUUUUGUGACUAUUUUCCAUAUUUGGCUUGUAUCAUAAUGUUGACUUGAAAAUUGCGUGCAUAAUAAGUACAACCAAAAAGAACUAAUUUUUGAGGGGAAAGGUAAGAAGAUUGGCAGAAGCAGAUCAGUGACAAAUGUAGGUUACAGCCCGAUGUGUGCAUGUCUCAUUUAACCAAGCAAGGUACUGACAACUGCUGCCCCCCAGUGAUGGAAAUUUCAACU
Xyrichtys novacula (pearly razorfish) is the source of this 26968-nucleotide messenger RNA. The record is from the annotation of a GenBank genome assembly. NCBI's taxonomy places the organism in Eukaryota, Metazoa, Chordata, Actinopteri, Labriformes, Labridae.